GUCGCGUUUAUCAAUCAAUACCAAGUCUCGAACUCCCAAAUACCGGAGUCCAGACGUCCAUUGCGUCUCUGCUCAAUGCUCAUAGCGUCAUAGUUCAUUCUAUAUUCACGGUCCGUACAUUACAUACGAUUCGGUAAUCGCAUUUCACCCGUUCACCGUACCUUCGCCUGACAGUGACGAUCUUGUGUCGUUGCUCUUGCCGAGCUUUCUUCGUUGUCGUCGAAUAUUGAAAUAAAUGUCAUUGUUGCCGUCCACUGAUUUGAAGAUUACGUAAAAUUAUUAUCUAGUUUCCCGCAAUUGCUACUACUACUACUACUACGCAGCACAUGUUUUCAAAAUUCCAACAAAGAAUGACAACUGUAUUUGAAMUACUUCAGUCCUUCAUCUUCCAAUAAUUCCAAGAGUUCAAUUUCUAAAGCUACCGUAUCCAUUGAAAUCAAUUUAUAAUUGGACAUCCAUUUUCAAUAACAUUAAUUACAAAGGGAUUUUCUAAAAAUGCAUCGAAGGUUUAAGUAAUUUCAAGUCAUUAAAUCAAUCUUCAAAAUGCAAACUCAACAACCUCCUACUAACUCAACAUUUAAAUUUAUUGAGCGUCGUAAAAAUGAAUGGCGUUGUCUACUCUGUUGUCACGUCAGAACGGGAACCAUUUUUCUUGGAUUAUGGCAUUUAAUGUUGCAAUUGCUUGCAUUAAGUACGAUUGGAGUAUUUUUGCGACACCCAGAAUUAUUAAAACCUGUUCAGAUAACAAGAACUUCAAUAGAACAUAAUGAAUUACCAACUGCCUUAGCUGAACGUAACAUUCCAACUUUUAAUGUAAAUUAUGUUUCGACUGACGGCUCUUCUGCAUUAUCAAACUAUGAUCAAGAUGAUAUGAUUGAACCGACAAUUGGAAGUACAAAGGGUGGAAAAUAUUAUACAUUUGGAAUGUUUAUGGGUCGUCCAUUGCAAAUGGAUGAUUUAAACUAUGGAGUUUUUGUAAUAUUUUUCACAAUAAUUAUUACUAUUUCCAUGAUUUAUGGUGCCAUCAAAGGAAAACCUAAAAUGUUAAUUCCAUUUUUUUGUAUGCAAUUGUUUGAUUUAUUUGUGACUAUAUUGUCGGCUUUUGGAUAUCUAUGUUAUUUACCAGACUUCCAUCGUCUCAUGAUCCGCACCGAAUCAGAAUAUAUGUCUAAUGGAAUUACUUCAUUAAAUCCUCGAUUUAUAUCAUUUAUAGUCAUUUUUUCUUUGUGUGUUUCAAUAAUAUCUAAGGGAUAUUUUGUUGGUGUAGUUUGGAGUUGUUACAAGUAUCUGACUUUAAAAAGAAGUUCAGCUCAACCUACUAUACAUUAUAUAGAAUCAAACUUUGUCGUUCAGAAUCUUUUACGCCCGGACUAUGAUUUUAACAUGAAAAAGUUCCCUCCUCCACCACCUUCUUACGCUGUUGCUGUUGGAGAAGAUAAUGCUACCCAUCCUGAUGUACCCCCACCUUCAUACAAUACUACUCAUUAGAGCAUAAUUCAAGAAGAUAAUAUUAUUUCUAGUUUUGAAACAUGUUUUUAAUGUAUCUUACAUUUGAGUUUAAAAAAAUACAUAUAUAAUAUAAUACUUAUCAGUAUAAAUUUAUUAUUAACUAGUUCCCUUGGAAAGACUGGAAGAAAUUUGUCAUGGAAACCAAUAUGUAAGAACGCUAAUCAAAUAUUUAAGUCAUUUAUUCUUAUGUACAAGUACAAUCUACUGUUACUUUUAUUCCUGUUGUAUAAGUUUAUUUGAAAUUUUAUGUAAUUUUUUUAUAUUAUGGUGCAAGUGUUAGUUAAUCUUCUUAAGUGUAUUUGUCUUAUUAUUUUUUUAAUAAUCACAAUUUUAAUAUAAUUGAUUUAAUAAUGUAUCCUAUUCAGAAAUAGCACAAUACAACUGAUAUUUGUUAAA
Messenger RNA from Diuraphis noxia (Russian wheat aphid), 1905 nucleotides. Its product is annotated as lysosomal-associated transmembrane protein 4A. Gene Ontology annotation, cellular component: lysosomal membrane. NCBI's taxonomy places the organism in Eukaryota, Metazoa, Arthropoda, Insecta, Hemiptera, Aphididae. The record is from RefSeq and is a predicted model, not a curated record.